AUGCAUUCUUCAUCACUCAUUGCGAUAACAUCAUUCAUAGCAUUCUCAAAUGCGAAAGCAAGUGUUCAAUUCGAUAUCCUAGAUUCUAUAUCACAUGCACAAUGUUCGAGUUCCAUUCUCUCGUCUUCAUAUUCUAUAUGUCCUUCAAAUCUCGAAUUAUCGCGGAACAAACAUUACCCAAGUAAAUCCUCACAGCUUCUCUCCAUCAACAGCAAUGAAUCCAGUACAACUUUAUCCACAUCAUCAACACCUUCACCAUGGCAUUACCCACCCGUUUGUUCCAACAUAACCUCCGCCUCCCCUAAAACUCCUCAAUUCUGCGUCUACACAUCCACAACCUUCGCCUCAGGCCGCGGCAUCUCUCUCCUCACCACCCCAAAGAUCGCCUCCAAAAUCGCCUCCCUCCCCGCCUUCACCUCCUCACUCUCCUUCCAACCCCUCUACAACUCCUCAAACCCUGCACCCUUUGAAACCCGCCAACUUCCCGGCAGAGGAAUGGGCGUAAUAGCCACCCGCCCCAUCAAACGCGGCACCAUCCUCUUCGCCUAUCCCACCAUCGGAAUCUACCACAACUCCGCAUUUCCCCGAUCCCACAACUCCUCCUCUCUCUCUCUAAACAACACAUCUCUCUUCUCCCUCUCCGCCACCCAACUUCCCCCUUCCACCUCAAAUCACCUCUAUUCCCUCGCAGCGCACGAACCGCACCGCCAGCUCCACAACGGCGAAGGCAUCAUCGGCCGUCUCAACACCAAUACCUUCGGAGAAGACUUCCUCGGCCAAGAACACAGCAUUGUUGUUCCUGAAACCGCGCGAUUAAAUCACGAUUGUAGACCUAAUGCGAAUUAUUACUUCGACGCAAGAACACUAAUACAUUACACGACACCAACCCCCUCAUCCCCUCUGGUUCGCGCCGCUCUGCCCUCCACCACUCCUGGGGCUUCCACUGCACCUGUCCCCACUGUCUGCAGCCCACCCCCCAACGCCAGCACUCCAACCAUCGCAUCCUCACGAUCCUCUCCCUCCAAUCGUCUCUCGAAUACAAUUCCUCAUCCCUAUCUCCCCCGGCGGAUUUCCUCGCGAAAUCGCUGUAUCUGAUUGAAUUGUAUGGGAUGGAGGGACUGCAGAGUCAUGUCGGAGAUGGAUAUCGCAGUGCGGCGUUGGCGUAUAGUGUGCUGGGG
This is a messenger RNA of Botrytis sinoallii, 1178 nucleotides long. RefSeq lists its product as uncharacterized. Bases 1 to 1095 code for a protein of 364 amino acids. The record is from RefSeq and is a predicted model, not a curated record. NCBI's taxonomy places the organism in Eukaryota, Fungi, Ascomycota, Leotiomycetes, Helotiales, Sclerotiniaceae. The transcript has 2 exons. Gene Ontology annotation, molecular function: protein binding.